AUGACUCUUCCUUCUGGCAUCUAUCGUAUCACCCAGUGGGGGUCCCAUGAUCAGCCUCAGGUUUUGACCCUUCAAGAUGAACUCGUCACCGUCCUUCCUCCUGGUGCGGCGCCUGAAAAGGAUCAAGAGUGGGGAGUCAGGGUUCGAGAGGAUGGACUCGUCGCCACUGUCCAGAACCCUGCCAACCUCUUUCCUUCUAGAUCCCUUUCUUAUGAAGGAGACGCGGAGAGGGGCAAAAGGGUCAUCCCAGGGCCCUUCACUGACUUUCCAACCCGUUUCUGGCGCGUUGAACCUGCACCGCAGCUGCCUUUGCCUGUACCUUACUUUAUUCGAGUUCCCGACAAAGAUCUCAUUGCCGCAGUCUCCGACAUCCUCAUUUUUCCACCCGCGCUCGCGCUUGAGACCGGUAGCUUCGAUCUGAAGAAUGCAUGGGCAUUUGAACUCCUCCGCCCAAAUUAA
Messenger RNA from Laccaria bicolor S238N-H82, 459 nucleotides. RefSeq lists its product as uncharacterized. The coding region runs from base 1 to 459 and encodes 152 amino acids. Lineage: Eukaryota; Fungi; Basidiomycota; Agaricomycetes; Agaricales; Hydnangiaceae. The record is from RefSeq and is a predicted model, not a curated record. The transcript has 4 exons.